This is a messenger RNA of Chionomys nivalis (European snow vole), 1791 nucleotides long. RefSeq names its product tRNA methyltransferase 5 (gene Trmt5). NCBI's taxonomy places the organism in Eukaryota, Metazoa, Chordata, Mammalia, Rodentia, Cricetidae. Gene Ontology annotation, cellular component: cytoplasm; mitochondrial matrix. The transcript is spliced from 5 exons. Gene Ontology annotation, biological process: tRNA N1-guanine methylation; mitochondrial tRNA methylation. The coding region runs from base 134 to 1651 and encodes 505 amino acids. The record is from RefSeq and is a predicted model, not a curated record.
UCACCGCGACCAGGAAGAGUGGAGCGAGUCCGUCCACGAGACCUGACUUUACGCUCCCUCUGCGGCCGACAGUGAUGACGUCGCCAAGAGCACGCCCACCCUUUGAAGACCCAUUUCUGAUCUGCACCAGAGCAUGAGAAUCUUAUGGAAGCCGUUCGGAUUCUCAAGAAGACUUCUGCAAGUAGCACGGUGUCACCCUAGUGAAUCAGUGUCUCUGUCUGCAUUGACAAGGAGAACAUUGGUACUGAGGCUUCGGAAAGCACCUAGAAUUUUUUGGUUGGGUCAAAGACAAGGAUUCUCAGCCAUGCCAGAAAUAGAAGCAAGUGCGAGAGAUACUGAACUAUUUUCCCCGCCCUCUGAGGUGCGAGGAAUGACAGAACUUGAUAGAACAGCUUUUAAAAAGACAGUGUCCAUUCCGGUGCUCAAAGUGAGAAAAGAAGUAGUCAGCAGGUUGAUGCGAGCCCUCAAGAGGGUGGCUCUGCAGCGCCCGGGCAUAAAGCGUGUCAUUGAAGACCCUGAUGAUGGAGAUACUAGACUGAUCAUGUUGGAUCCCUUCAAAAUGCUGACCGUUGAUUCCUUUGAAAAAGCAGAACUCGGUGUUUUAGAAGAACUUGCUGUCAACCCACAGCUGUCCGAAUACAAUUUGGAGCUAACUUACGAGAAUUUUAAAUCAGAGGAAAUUUUGAGAGCUGUGCUUCCCGAGGGUCAAGACGUGACCUCGGGGUUCAGCAGGGUUGGACACAUUGCACACCUGAAUCUCCGAGAUCAUCAGCUGCCGUUCAAGCAUUUGAUUGGUCAAGUUAUGAUUGACAAAAACCCAGGAAUCACCUCUGCAGUAAAUAAAACCAGCAAUAUUGACAAUACAUACCGAAAUUUCCAAAUGGAGGUGUUGUCUGGAGAGGAGAAUAUGCUGACCAAGGUUCGAGAAAACAACUACACGUACGAGUUUGAUUUCUCCAAAGUCUACUGGAACCCUCGUCUUUCCACAGAACACGGCCGGAUCACUGAACUUCUCAAUCCUGGAGAUGUCUUGUUUGAUGUUUUUGCUGGGGUUGGGCCCUUUGCCAUUCCAGCAGCAAGGAAAAACUGCACCGUAUUUGCCAAUGAUCUCAAUCCUGAGUCUCACAAAUGGCUGUUGCACAACUGUAAACUAAAUAAAGUUGACCAAAAAGUGAAAGUCUUUAACAUGGAUGGAAAAGACUUCCUCCAGGGACCAGUCAGAGAAGAAUUGAUGCUUCGGCUCGGACCGUCAGCCGAAGCAACACCCUCUGUCCACAUCGUCAUGAACUUGCCCGCAAAGGCCAUAGAGUUUCUCAGUGUUUUCAAGGCCCUUCUAGAUGGGCAGCCGUGCAGCAGUGAGCGCCUCCCAACAGUGCACUGUUACUGCUUCUCCAAAGAUGCCAGUCCUGCUAAGGAUGUUUGUCAGCAAGCUGGAGCUGUGUUAGGCAUUUCUUUGGAGGCGAGUAGUUCAGUUCACCUUGUGAGAAAUGUGGCUCCUAACAAGGAAAUGCUGUGCAUCACCUUCCAGAUUCCUGCCGCUACACUCUACGGGAACCAGGCCCUGAGUCUAGAGAAUUUUGAAGAGCCAUCUCUUAAACGGCAGAGGACAGAUGAUUCCUUCUCAGAGCCACAAAUUACAUCAAAUUCUUAGCUUGAAAACUUUCCUAUAUCUCCCUAGUAAAUUUUUUGUGAAGAAGUACAAUUUGUAUGAUUUUGUAAACUUUAAAUAUUGGGUAUUUGUUAUUGAACCCUUAUGUUUUGCUCUUACAAAGGGAAUAUUACCAAAGUAAA